Messenger RNA from Oldenlandia corymbosa var. corymbosa, 1630 nucleotides. NCBI's taxonomy places the organism in Eukaryota, Viridiplantae, Streptophyta, Magnoliopsida, Gentianales, Rubiaceae. The record is from the annotation of a GenBank genome assembly.
UUCUGCUAGGAUUUAGAAUUUAUAUAUAGUAAAUAGAAUAAUAUGCAAUAAUGUACGUACUUUCUAAAAUAAUAAAUACAUAGCCAAUUCGCGUCUCUGCCCGUUCGUAGCAAGUUAUCUGGAUUUCCCUAGAAACUGAUUACUGGGAUCAUUCUGAUGCUCUGAAUAAUGCAAUCCACUUGGAGUUGGAACAAAGUCAACAUCCAGCUAUGCUUUCCGGAAGAACCUUAAACAGAAUCCUCUCACUGUCAAUGGCUGCUUUUGAUUUUAGAUAAGACAUGACAAGUCAUACUUCGCUUAUUAGUUUUUCUGGUUUUCAACACACUUUUGCCUCUGGUCAAUAAAACACACCCUCCACCUAUGCUUCUCUUUCCAGUUUCUCACUUUCUGGUUACCAUAAAUAGGAUAGCCUUUCUUCCAGCUUGAAAAAAAUCAGAGUGAAUUUUACUCUCAAUUAAUAGCACAAAUGGCUUCAUUUCCCCUUGUUUUCUUGCUCUUACUCUGUUCUAGCACUGCAUCACUUGCAAGUAUCAUCUCCUUUUGUAAUGAGAACUCCACCUUAGCAAGUGCUCAAAUGUCAGCCAACAUCGAUGUCGUGUUGGCUCAAUUAGACUCAAACACUGCUAAAAAUGGUGGGUUCAGCAUUGCCACUUACGGCCAGGGAAAAGACACGGUUUACGGGUUGGGACAAUGCAGAAAAGACGUGAAUUCCUCUGCUUGUUCCACCUGCAUUCAUGAUGCAGCCGCUUAUAUUCGUCAGAGUUGCUAUUACGAAGCUAAUAGCACUGAUGAAAGGAUUUAUUACGAUAGUUGCCUGUUGAGGUAUUCCGAUCAGAAAUUCUUCGGGAUAUUCGAUCCGUCCGGCGUUAUCAACUUGCCCUAUGCUGGCAAACCCUAUGGUAACAAGGUGGAAAACCCGAAAGUGUUCAGGCAACAACUGUCAACUCUGAUGAAUGAUAUGAUUUCGCAAGCGAUUGCGCCGGCUAAUAAAGGGUUCUUCGGGAAAGGAAGUUUUAACACAUCGGCAUCUGAAACUAUUUAUGGAGUGGUUCAGUGCACUCAGGAUCUGUCCACCAGUACUUGUUCGACUUGUCUGAAAACAGGGUUCGCUAACCUCGACAGAUUCUGCAGGAAGGGCAGAACUAAAGGAUGUCAGAUUCUAUACGGCAGCUGCUUUCUGCGUUAUGAAAAAAAUCCCUUUUAAAGUUGUUUUUGUUUCCAGGCAUUGUAAUCCUAUUUAUACAUACAGUAGUUCAAAUACCUUAAAAUAAUAAACGUCAUGCUAAAGAGCAUAUGCUGUUUGGAAAUCAAACUGAACUCGUUUUUGUAUCUUUAAUAAUCACAGAUUAUCAGUUCUCUACCUUAAAAUGCAGUGACAUUUGAGUCAUGCUGAGUUCCUUUCUUCUGAAAUUAAGUAUGUACCUCUAUUGUUGAUGGUGGAAUAAAUUUGUUUUCUGUUUGAAGGUCAACUUCUUAUUUUGAGUCUUUGACCAUCUUCUCUGUCCUGCAUUAUAUCCAUUUUGGUUUUGCCCCCUUUUUUGACUCCAAUUAUUGAAAUCGCGACUUUAUGGGCUGGCGGUCAACGACAAUAUUUUCCCUUUUUCUUGCGUUUAUUUAUGAAUUUAUGGAG